Messenger RNA from Mizuhopecten yessoensis (Yesso scallop), 4192 nucleotides. RefSeq names its product cubilin-like. Bases 16 to 3645 code for a protein of 1209 amino acids. The transcript has 23 exons. The record is from RefSeq and is a predicted model, not a curated record. NCBI's taxonomy places the organism in Eukaryota, Metazoa, Mollusca, Bivalvia, Pectinida, Pectinidae.
UUUGAUGUCGUGCGAAUGUUUAAAAAAACCAAGUAUCACCUUUUUUUCGGCAGAAACGAUCAAUGUCUGUGGCAGAUCUCUGCUGGAAACUCCGGAAAAACCGUUGUUUUGACUGUUGAGUUCUACGAUAUAGAGGAAGAUGGUGGCUGCGAAGACUACUUACGUAUUGAAGGUUCAACAACUAAAGCCACAAAAAUUUGUGGAGAAGACUUUUCCCAUCCACUCAUGACCUUUAGAGAUACCAAUUUCAACGUUAGCUUCACUUCUCCUGAUGAUACACUUCGUCGUGGAUUUGUAUUUAGCAUUGUUCUAGAAAAACCAUGUCAUACAAAUACUUCAACGAUGCUUGAAGCCGACGUUAAUGUGCAAAGUAUCUCCUCGGAAGGUUAUCCCAACCAUUACACAUGGAACCGACAGUCUGGGAACUACAAAUGUGAAUGGCACAUUGAGGCUAGGGAUGGUUCUGCUGGGAUUCUGCUCGAUUUACACAUGGAUGGACUAAGUAUUGGCACCCAACUUAACAUAUACGAUGGAUGCGAUAAUACUGGAACGAAGCUUUAUCCAACAAUGAAUGCGACACAGGUUACUGGAGCGGAGCGGACGCAGGUAGCCACAGGAAACUCCACGUUCAUUGAGUUUAUUGUGGAAUCAGUAGGAGGCCAAGGAUUUCGGAUAAACUAUCUCUCAGUUCCUGCCAGCGAUAACAGUCAGUCAUGUUCUGGUGCCUCUGACUUCACAUUAAACGCAACAGAUCACUUACAGUUCAUUACAAGCACCAACUUUCCGAAACUGUAUGAUGGAGACUUAACAUGCAAAUGGAAUCUCAUCGACGGCUUCUCCGGCAGGGGUGUGUUCUUAAAGCUCCAUCUCUACCAUAUCGAGUGCACCAAUGACAAACUGGUCAUAACAGAUGCUGAUGGGAUAACAACAAAAUGUAGCGACGAGCUCAUAACAUCCCCGGAGAAUUUUACAAGUGGUAGUUUUGUUUUGGAUUUUCUUUCAAACGCUAAUGUACAAGAGCAUGGUUUUGUGUUAAGUUAUAUACUAGGUCCACCCUGCAACGGAAGCGAGGUCCGGCUUGCUGGAAAUGAAAAUAUUAAAGAAUUCACUUCCCCACUUUAUCCCGAAAACUAUCCAAGCGCCAUCCCUAUCGGAUCCUAUGUGUGUAACUGGCUCAUUGAAUCGUCUGACAAUGUGGCCAAUCUACUGCUAGCCAUUGAAAUAAAAAAUUUGACAGCUGGGGAUACGUUGGAGAUAUUCCAAGGUAAUGUUUUGGGAACUAGACUUUAUCCAGCAAACGGAGCCGAUUUGACUUUCGCUCCUAAAUUCGAAGUUUCCCCAGGGAAGUCAGCAGUGCUAAAGUUCUCAGUGACAAGUUCCGCAAAUAGCGGAUUUAUCGUGAAAUACAUGGCGCAGAGACCAGUCGACACGACACCCGCCUGCAGCGUGUCAAAUCGUCAGCUAACUGCUACUUCCAGCCCAGCCUACCUCACAAGUCCAAACUUUCCAGAUGACUAUCUAAAUAAUCAGCAGUGUACAUGGAGUAUAGACGAUGGAGGUAGUUACAGGGGAGUCAUUCUUCAGCUUCUCCUAUACCAGAUCCAAAAUGCAACAAAUUGUGAAGAAGACGAACUUGUAAUACGAAAAGGAUCAACAAAAGAGGAAGUAAAGCGGUGCUCGGACACGUUGGUAACAGCAACAGAGAAUUAUACUGAUAGCAGUUUUGAAAUAUAUUUCAAGACUGAUCAAACAAUCGCAAAGACUGGAUUUCAGUUACGGUACAUCAUUGAUGCUCCCUGUAAUGAUUCGGUAAUUGAACUCAACUCCAUCUCGGCGCUGAAGAAGUUGAUAUCCCCCGAAUACCCAAAAUACCCAGGAGCAUUGUACUCGGGCCCGUAUACAUGUUACUUCGUGAUAGCGCCCCAAUAUGGUGCAGACGGGAAUCUAAUGUCCUUUAACCUAUCUGGUAUUGACGCGGCUGACAGCAUAGUAAUAUAUGAUGGAAGGAACAACUCCGGAACUGUCAUUUACCCACCCAAUCGGAGGAAACGUUCGACCGGUAUCUCCAACCAAGUGUUCGUGAGCAAUUCUGCAUCCAGUGCUUUCAUACAGUUUACAGUGAGCAGCCCGACGGGCUCGACGGGAUUUGUUGUUGACUAUAUAUCACAUCCUGUCACAAACAAUACCGGCUCGUGCAACAUUUCUGUAUCUCAACUGGUCGCCACGUCUACGAUACAGUAUAUCACAAGUGCUAACUUCCCCGCCCUCUAUCCCAGAGAUCAAAACUGCAAUUGGCAUAUAUCGAAUGGUAACUCUGGAAUUGAUGUUUUGUUUACGCUCAUCACCUUCCAGAUUCAGGAAAACGGAUCUGCUUGUGACGGAGAUAAGCUCAACGUUCAGCAAGGUCCAAGUAGGUCUCCUAAUGUGAGAUGUAGCGACUCGUUGGUACUUUCACCUGAAGUUUUCAAAAGUAGCAGCUUCGACAUAGAGUUCACAUCCGACAGCACAACGACAGCGAACGAACACGGAUUCCUCUUCAGUUAUAUUUUGAACAUCCCUUGCCAAGGAGGACCCUCAGUGCUUUCAGCCGAUGUAAAUUUGGGGAAUUUCAGUUCUCCAGAAUACCCUAGUAACUAUCCAAGUACUGCCUUCAUCGGAAAUUAUACAUGUAACUGGUUGAUACGAGCAAAGGAACCUGGUGCUGGUAUUCUUCUGAUAGUAAACAUGGAAGGACUCAACGCAGGAGAUACACUGCUCAUAUAUUCCGGAACCAACGCUAGCGGUACACGACGUUAUCCAACCACUGUCGACCUGCAAUCCAACACCAGUGCCUCCGUAUUACAUUUUGCGCCAGGAAGUUUAGCUUUCGUAUCAUUUACAGCAACUACUACUGCGAACAAGGGGUUUUAUAUCACGUAUAUGGCAAUUAAACCCAGCAAUACAGCUGUUUCCUGUGCUGACAAUGCUGUUCUGCCGCUGAUCGCUACAACAACCGUCCAGUAUAUCACUACUCCAAACUUUCCGGAGAUGUACACAUCUGGACUCUCAUGUCGGUGGACAAUAUCAAGAGGAAACGUGAAUGCGGAUGUAAUCCUUACAGUUAUAAUUCUGCAUACAGAGGCCGAUGUGUGUACGAAUGACACUCUCGUUAUCAAGGGAGAAGGUGCCAGUGCGAUUAAUUUAUGCAGUGACCAGGUUUCCACCACGGAAAUAGAGUAUCGUUACAGGAGCUACGGUAUUGAAUUCGAUACAAAUAUUGACGAUAACAACAGAGGAUUUGUAAUCAGCUACUUGCUUGGCCCUGAACAACCAAGAUAUACCAGGAGUGAGAAGAUAGGAAUAGCAAUAGCAGCUUCUGUUGGUCCAGCAGUACUCUUCUUGGUACUCGCCAUCGUGAUUAUAGCCGUGUGCUUCAGAAGAAAACUUGAUAACCGUAAACGAAGACCUCGACAACGAAGAAAUGUAUAUGAAAAUGGUGGUUUUAUGAACGGUCAUUUGUCUGGAGCAAAUGGUCACUCGAGUUUCAAUAAGCAGGAUUUACACAUGGUCAAAACAGAACAAGAAACUUCUCCGACUUGGGUGAAGAUGUUUCGAUCCCCUUCGUCCAGCCCGUACACUCGCUAUGAACGCCCACAUAGUAAGUAAAGCUGCAAUGUGACGGCCAAUCACCGACCAAGUUUCCUUUAAAUCGACGGGGCUCUAAGUCAGCACCAUUUCCUUCAAACGAGAAAUCUAUAUUGAUAGGAAUGGUGUAAGUAAUCAGGCAAGUAACUACAACAGUAUAGUGAUACAUAAAAACGUUCAGCAAAGCAGCAUUUUGUUCUGCUUAAGGACUUGUUAAAUAAAGUGACGCACGACUUACAGAAAAGGGUCUAAAUGAAUCACCUUUUUGCAUGCAUAUGACUUAUCAAAAUGCCUCUUAUAUCCCGUAUUGCUUAAACACAUGCUAUCACCUGGAGGAAAAUGAUGAAAUCGGUAUAGUUUUCAUGCAUAUACAACAAGCAUAUAUCAAAUGAAGUUAAAUACAAUACAUUAUACAAUCAUAUAAUGAUAUCCUUUUUAUAUCAUAAAAUAGUAUGUCAUAUUUCGUAGGUUUGUUGAUAAAAUUAUGCAGUUUAUGUUAAGAUUUGUGAAUAUGAUGGACAUGUUAAAAAUAUGCAGAUUCCCAUUUACUUUUUGAGAAAUUAUUUCU